This is a messenger RNA of Hypomesus transpacificus, 1804 nucleotides long. RefSeq names its product BTB/POZ domain-containing protein 1-like. Gene Ontology annotation, biological process: neurogenesis. The record is from RefSeq and is a predicted model, not a curated record. NCBI's taxonomy places the organism in Eukaryota, Metazoa, Chordata, Actinopteri, Osmeriformes, Osmeridae. The transcript is spliced from 8 exons. The coding region runs from base 177 to 1643 and encodes 488 amino acids. Gene Ontology annotation, cellular component: cytosol; P-body. Gene Ontology annotation, molecular function: protein binding.
ACCACGGAAGUGUACGUCAUUUCUGGAUUGCGCAGAGCAAGUAAACAACAAGACAAAGUGAUGGUCCGUUCUCCUGGUAAAACAUGUUAAUAGACCGUAAAUAUGACCAAUUGACAGUAUAGACGUUGGACAGUAUCGACGUAAUAAUAUUUCCGCUACAUAACCGUAACAACACAAUGGCAACAGGAGGUGGUGGUGACGGACCCGCAUCAAAUUAUGAAGGACAGGCAUCCAAUUUCGCUCGUUCUGGAGCGGGCAGGAACGUCGCAGCGGUGUCGAAUGCACCGGUCGCCGUCGCAGCGGCACCGAUUUGUCCCCCGUCUGUGGGCCUACACCGGGAGCCUAUGUACAACUGGCAGGCCACAAAGAGCUCGCUGAAAGAGCGCUUCGCGUUUCUUUUCAACAAUGAACUACUAAGUGACGUUAGGUUUAUUGUAGGGAAAGCUAGACAAGCACAGAGGAUACCAGCCCACAAAUUCGUUCUAGCUGCAGGUAGUGCUGUAUUCGACGCAAUGUUCAACGGUGGUAUGGCAACAACCUCAGCUGAAAUAGAGUUACCCGAUGUUGAACCUGCUGCCUUCCUCGCUCUGCUAAGGUUCCUGUACUCUGACGAGGUCCACAUUGGUCCGGAGACUGUGAUGACGACUCUGUACACAGCUAAGAAGUACGCUGUCCCAGCCCUGGAGGCUCAUUGUGUGGACUUCCUCACCAAACACCUGCGUGCUGACAACGCCUUCAUGUUGCUCACUCAGGCCCGGUUAUUUGAUGAGCCCCAGCUGGCCAGUCUGUGUCUGGACACCAUAGACAAGAGCACAGCGGACGCUAUAAACGCAGAGGGCUUCACUGAUAUCGACCUUGAUACCCUGUGUGCAGUUCUGGCAAGAGACACUCUAGGGAUUCGAGAGAACCGUCUGUUUGGGGCGGUGGUGCGCUGGGCUGAAGCCGAGUGUUACAGACAACAGCUAACCCUGACUUCGGAGAACAAGCAGAAAGUUCUGGGGAAAGCUCUCACACUCAUCCGCUUCCCUCUCAUGACUGUGGAGGAAUUUGCUGCAGGGCCUGCCCAGUCUGGGAUAUUGUUCGAUCGGGAGGUGGUAAAUCUGUUUUUACACUUUACAGUAAACCCCAAACCGCGGGUAGACUACAUAGACAGGUCUCGCAGCUGUCUGAGGGGCAAGGAGGGCAGCAUUAAUAGGUUCCAGCAGGUUGAGAGUCGCUGGGGGUACAGUGGCACCAGUGACAGAAUCAGAUUCAAUGUAAAUAGAAGAAUAUACGUGGUUGGGUUGGGACUGUAUGGAUCCAUACAUGGCCCCACAGACUAUCAGGUCAACAUACAGAUCAUGGACAGUGACAACAGCCAGACGCUGGGACAGAACGACACAGGCUUCAGCUGUGACGGCUCAGCCAACACGUUCAGGGUCAUGUUCAAACAGCCUCUGGAGAUCUUACCUAACGUGAGCUACACUGCUUGCGCAACCUUAAAGGGUCCAGACUCUCACUAUGGGACGAAGGGGUUAAAAAAAGUCACCCAUGAGUCUUCGACGGGGACCAAGACAACGUUUUUCUUCUUCAGCUCUCCUGGGAAUAACAAUGGCACUUCAGUGGAGGAUGGCCAGAUACCAGAGAUCAUCUACUACACCUAGAGGGAACCAGCUGCCACCCCUCAGCCUAACUUGUUACCACUCGGAGAGUUCAGGCUGUGUGUUUUCUGUUGAGUGUGCGUGUGUGUGUUUGUGUUUGUUUGAGUGUGUGUGCGUGCUUGUGUGAGAGAGAGAGAGAGAGCGAGCGAGAGAGAGAGAGAGAG